CAUAAAGUCCAGAUUCUAUGCGACAAUUUCACUGGACCAUGGGAUAUCCUGGUCUGCUGGAUAUCCACUUACAGGGCCUCGUAGCCUCGCUACAGGGCACCUUUCAGUUUUCCGAGUGAAACGGCGGGCGACGGUGGAUUCUUUACAGCGCUGGAGCACCGUAAGCAGCCCCCGCAAAUGUUACGGUCUCGGCCCGAUUGUGCUGUCCUGUCAGUGAUUAUUGCUGUCUCUUUGAGCAGUCAGGUCGGUGCAGUUUGUGAUCGUCGUUGAAAAGAAUUGAUUGAGGGUCUGUUAUUGGUUCCUUGGGUGAUUAUCGCUGUGUUAGCUUGAGACAUCAGGAAUAACGCAAAAACAAAGCGAGGAGACGGUAUUCGAGUACUACUUGUACCAUGUAAACGUUGCAGUGUCUGGUAUCAUCUUGAACCCCUCAAAAACACACCAAGCCCUACCAUCGUCGCCUAGAUGAAUCUUCCUAGUGUCCCACGGGGGAGGGGAAAGGGAAUCUGUCGUCAACCCGCGCUUUUUACGUACAACAAAAGCAAAUAUUUAAUAUUCCGACGAUUAUAAUCGUGGAGGUUACGACAGACGAGAAGAACGGGUCUCCGGUAAGAGGAGCCGGAUCAGCCCCUGAGCUGAAGCUGCAACGUUUCCCUCACGAUUAUUCACAAGCUCCUUUUUUUCUCACGAGUGACCGUGUCAGAAUCCUGGACUACCAAAGCUCUUGGCGUGAGACCAACAGAACGGAGUUGUUCCGUUUCUCUUCUAGCGUCAAAUGCACAAAAUAUGGAUCGGCGGGCUUCUAGAAGGCAGAGCAGAGCAGAGCAAAGCAGAGAGAGAGAGAGGGCCCCUGAACUCCUGAGUCUGUCUUUGUCUUUUGAGGCCUGAUCCAAGCUCAUUGAACCCUUUCUCUAGGCCCAGUUUAUUCCCUCUUCGCGCCGAGCCUCCCCCUCUAUUCGCACCAACACCGAUCCCAAUCUCUACUAUAUCCGCAACAUACCUAUCACAAUGUCGGGCCUCGACGCGCCAGAAGUCAGCGCAGCCUACGACGCCGUUCGCUCAGACAAGGACGAGACAAACUGGCUGCUCAUCUCGUACGCGUCCGCCGUGGGGAACAAGCUGAGCCUCACCAAGACGGGAACAGGCGGUCUGGCCGAGAUGGUCAAGGAGCUGGACGACGGGCAGGUGCAGUACGGCUACGUGCGCGUCGAGUACGCCAACGACAAGGAGAGCAAGCGCGUCAAGUUUGCGCUCGUCGUCUGGAUCGGCGAGAACACAAAGGUCAUGCGGAAAGCGCGCGUCAGCAUCGAGAGCGGCGAUGUCAAGAGGGUGCUCUCGCAUCACAGCAUCGCGGUCACCACGGGGGAUCGGUCCGAGCUGGAUGAGGGGGAUAUCGUCGUGAGGUUGAGGAAGGCUGGCGGCGCUGACUACAACGGCGGUCGGGGUUGAAGAUACGAGACGAUAGCUUCAUGAUACAUAUCUUGCACCCGUACAUAUCAAUGAUACACAGCGUUCUUGCGGCUCGUUAUCUUGGACGAACCGGUCACGUGUGUGCGGGAGAUAGACAGGUUUCAUUAUCUAUCACGGAAAUGUCGCCGGACUUCUUAGAUAGGAAUAAGGCGAGGAACGAGGGGUAACGAUGUUUAACGACUCUUGAAGCUUGAAUACCCCAAACUUUGUGAUAACUAGGCCAAGGCUAUCUAUCAAUCCCUCAAACCACGUUUAGAUGCCAGGAUUGCCGGGGCAGGGCGCGGGCGCGGGCGCUGAUACCCUGACGAUCACAUACUGGAUAUUCACCAGAUUAGGUAAAGUUGGAGAUUGGGGAUGCAUCGAUGGUGCAUUCAAUUCAGUCCCGGCAUUCGGGGUUUGAUAGAUAUGAUGGGUGAAUUUUAAGGUGAAUGUGCAUGAUCUGCCUGUUUCACAAGCAACCUCUUCGACCGUCAAAGCUCGCAGCACAUGUCUGCCAAUAUCUGUAUCAGUCCUCGGGUGAAACCUACCAGCCAACCACCACCUACCACCGCCUACCACCACCGCCUAACGAGU
Messenger RNA from Fusarium verticillioides 7600, 2040 nucleotides. RefSeq lists its product as hypothetical. Gene Ontology annotation, cellular component: cortical actin cytoskeleton; site of polarized growth; plasma membrane. Lineage: Eukaryota; Fungi; Ascomycota; Sordariomycetes; Hypocreales; Nectriaceae. Gene Ontology annotation, biological process: regulation of actin filament polymerization. The record is from RefSeq and is a predicted model, not a curated record. The transcript is spliced from 3 exons. Gene Ontology annotation, molecular function: actin filament binding. Bases 1006 to 1446 code for a protein of 146 amino acids.